UUAUUUACUUAUACUUCCUGAUCGACAAAAAUAUUUUUUUUCGCUGUGAAAAGUGCUUUUCAUGCGUCAGUCGAUUGCCAACUGCAACAGAAACAUGAUGGGCUUCCAGAUGAAAUUAAGUUUUUUCAUUGUUGUUCUGCAACUUGCUUCAAUUCUAGCUCAAGAAAGUGUUGUGGGUCAAGCAUGCAACAAAACAGCACAAUGUUCAACGACAUGUGGAAAAAUCAUCUAUUGUGACAACGAAAAUAUUACUAAUGCUGGCGUAGAUUGUCCAGCAUCGCAUCCCUAUUGUGUGACUGAUGUGCGGGCAGAUCGUUGUUCGAACGUAGAAGACCCUUUAAGACCGGAAUGUUGGAAAUCUCAUGUCACUUGGAAUGAUUUCUUCUGCACUGAUGUCGGAUAUUUUCCAGAUCCCAAAAACUGCCAAAACUACUACAUUUGCAGCUAUGACCAUAUUCUAGCUGAUAUUGUGCCACAACGGUAUGAAUGUCCACCAGGUCAUAUUUUCAACUACGCCAGAAACAAGGAAUGCACUCGUUAUGUCAAUCCUCCAGCAUCAUAUUGUCCGAAUAUUACGUGUAAUUCGCAAGAACCUAGUUACGCUAUUGUGCAUCCCCGCGAUUCUUCGUACUAUUACUUUUGUAUGCCGCAUCCGAUGAUUCCAGGCGACAACUAUGUGCCAAUUAUGUUUAGAUGUGACGACGGAUGGACAUUUAAUGGACGGAGAUGCACUUUUAAUUGUCAACGCGAAGGCAGAUACAGCGUAAAAGGCAGUGAUACGGCGUACUACGAAUGCAGCUACGUAAAUGGGCGUUAUGAAUUUACUGUUGAAAAGUGUCCGAAAGGCUUUAAAUUUGUACAGAGCAUUGGAUUUUGUCAACUGCAAUAAAAUUUUAUUAAAUAUUUAAGGAUAAAAUGUUCAUUGCAUAACUAUAUUUUUAGUGAGAUCGCCCCUAGAUAUAUGCAAUAAAAUAGUAUUUCAAAACAUA
This is a messenger RNA of Culicoides brevitarsis, 989 nucleotides long. RefSeq lists its product as uncharacterized. The record is from RefSeq and is a predicted model, not a curated record. NCBI's taxonomy places the organism in Eukaryota, Metazoa, Arthropoda, Insecta, Diptera, Ceratopogonidae. Gene Ontology annotation, molecular function: chitin binding. The transcript has 2 exons. Bases 62 to 889 code for a protein of 275 amino acids. Gene Ontology annotation, cellular component: extracellular region.